Solanum dulcamara is the source of this 2467-nucleotide messenger RNA. Its product is annotated as E3 ubiquitin-protein ligase ORTHRUS 2-like. The transcript has 9 exons. The record is from RefSeq and is a predicted model, not a curated record. The coding region runs from base 105 to 2153 and encodes 682 amino acids. Gene Ontology annotation, biological process: protein ubiquitination; negative regulation of gene expression via chromosomal CpG island methylation. Gene Ontology annotation, molecular function: ubiquitin protein ligase activity. Lineage: Eukaryota; Viridiplantae; Streptophyta; Magnoliopsida; Solanales; Solanaceae.
AAAAAUCGCCAAUCGUCUCUGCUCUUUCUUAACGCCCUCUCUCUUUCUCACUCUACUUCAUUGGGUUUAUUUUCCCUACUUUACCUUACCUUAUACUUUCUCCGAUGGCGCACGAUAGCGAUCUCCCAUGCGACGGCGAUGGCGUCUGUAUGGCCUGCAAAACGAAGCCAUCUGAGAACGAAUCCCUCAUCUGCAACACUUGUGCCACUCCCUGGCACGUCAAUUGCCUCUCUGCUCCUCCCGAUUCCAUGGCCGACGCCGUCAACUGGGAGUGUCCUGACUGCUCCUUGUCUCCCGAUGCCCCCGUUAAACAGAAUGCCGCUGCUUCCUCCUCCUCCGGCGACUUGAUCGCCGCUAUUCGAGCCAUUGAAUCUGAUUCCUCGCUCACCGAGCAGGAGAAGGCCAAGCGACGACAAGAGCUCUUGAGCGGAGGCUCCAAAGACACUACUCUCGAGGGGGUUAAUCCAGACAACGAUGUGCUAAAUAUUCUCGAUGGAAGUUUGAACUGCUCUAUGUGCAUGCAACUGCCAGAGAGACCUGUCACGACACCUUGUGGUCAUAAUUUUUGCCUGAAGUGCUUCCAAAAGUGGGUUGGACAGCGGAAGAGUACCUGUGCUAACUGUCGCACUCCUAUUCCAGCUAAAAUGGCAAGCCAGCCUCGAAUUAACUCUGCUCUGGUCAUUGCCAUAAGAAUGGCAAGAAUGCUACGGUCUGGUACCUCUGGUGGGACCUCAAAAGUUGCACAUUUCAUUCACAACCAAAAUAGACCUGACAAAGCUUUCACCACUGAGCGUGCAAAAAAGACUGGGAAGGCUAAUGCUUGCAGUGGGAAGAUUUUUGUUACAAUCCCUGGUGACCAUUUUGGACCAAUUUCAGCAGACAAUGAUCCAGAGCGCAACUUGGGUGUUUUGGUUGGUGAGACUUGGGAGGAUCGUUUUGAGUGUCGGCAAUGGGGGGCUCAUUUCCCUCAUGUGGCUGGUAUUGCAGGGCAGUCAGAUUAUGGGGCCCAGUCUGUUGCACUUUCUGGAGGGUAUGAAGAUGAUGAGGACCAUGGUGAAUGGUUUCUGUAUACUGGAAGUGGUGGAAGAGACUUGAGUGGUAACAAGCGUACAAACAAGCUACAAUCGUUUGACCAGAAAUUUGACAAGCUUAAUGAAGCUUUACGUGUCAGCUGUCUCAAGGGUUAUCCUGUCCGAGUUGUGAGGUCCCACAAGGAGAAACGCUCUUCGUAUGCACCAGAUAAAGGAGUACGAUACGAUGGGGUCUACAGGAUUGAAAAGUGUUGGCGGAAAGCUGGAAAACAAGGAUUCAAAGUUUGUCGAUACCUUUUUGUGCGCUGUGAUAAUGAACCUGCACCAUGGACCAGUGAUGAACAUGGGGACCGUCCUAGGGCCUUGCCUCCCAUCAAAGAACUAAAAGGUGCCACAGAUAUGACUGAGAGAAAAGGAGCUCCAGCCUGGGAUUAUGAUGAGGAAAAGAGUUGCUGGAUGUGGAAAAAGGCUCCUCCUCCUAGUAGGAAACCAGUUCAAUGUGAAAAUGAAGAUGGAACAAAAGUGAGAAAAGUUAGACCAAAGAGACAUACAAUGUCUGUAAAGCAGAGGCUCUUGAAAGAGUUUAGUUGUCUUCUUUGUCGGGAAGUGAUGAAUCACCCGCUUACCACUCCAUGUGCUCACAACUUCUGCAAGGCAUGUUUGAAUGGUGCCUUUGCAGGGCAAUCUUUUACAAGACAGAGGACAUGUGAAGGCAGACGUACAUUACGAGCCCAGAAAAAUAUAAUGAAAUGCCCGUCGUGUCCAACUGAUAUAUCUGAUUUCCUCCAGAAUCCCCAGAUUAAUAGAGAGUUGAUGAAUGUGAUAGAAUCACUGAAGCAACAAAUUGAGGAAGAAAGUGCAGCAUUAAGUGCUGAUGUUGAUGAUGGUGGCUUGGAUGGAAACGACGAGAUUCUGGCUGAUGAAGCUGUUGAAACAGAUAAAAGUGUGGAGGAUGAUAAAGGUGCACAGCCUGUCAAUGAGAAUGAAACCAAGCAGACCCACAAAAGGAAGAGAUCCAAUAGUAUUGACAAUGUAUCACCGAAAAAAUCCAUUGACAAAUCUGAUAAGCAUAAUCUUGAGGAAUUUGAUUCUGCCAUACCUGAAUUUUCAGUUUGCGAGUAGCCACAUGCGACUGGACAGUUGAUGGAGCUAUAACACAUCUUUGAAGAAGCAGCAAAAUGGUGAUAACUAAGGUGGUUUUGGGAAUGUUGAUUCUGAACAAGCUUGUUGACACUUGUUUAUUGUGGAUAGUUUCUGGUUUAUUUUUGUUUGGAGCUAUAAGAACUUGGUGCAUUUGUCAAAUUCCAAUUGCAUAGCAAACUUGCUUUGAUGUUGAAGCUUAUAUCAGCAACCAAUUGGUGUUCUAUUGUAAUCUUUUUGGAUAGUAGAUUAAAAUUAUAAACUGCAACCAUUAAUGGAGAUUUAUUUUCUUUAUA